Cadophora gregata is the source of this 1913-nucleotide messenger RNA. RefSeq lists its product as uncharacterized. The record is from RefSeq and is a predicted model, not a curated record. The coding region runs from base 123 to 1757 and encodes 544 amino acids. Lineage: Eukaryota; Fungi; Ascomycota; Leotiomycetes; Helotiales; Ploettnerulaceae. The transcript is spliced from 2 exons. Gene Ontology annotation, cellular component: cytoplasm. Gene Ontology annotation, biological process: GTP biosynthetic process. Gene Ontology annotation, molecular function: IMP dehydrogenase activity.
CUUAUUUGGGAGAAGGCAACUUCAACCCGUCGACUAUACAUUUCCACCUUGCUCAAUACGCGUCGACUCUCCUACUUGUUUCAUUCCGCUGCUCUCUUAAUCACUACCUUUCUCCUGUCAAAAUGCCUCAAACAAACGGCGUAAAGUCGCACUUUGGCCCCGCUAGCGAGAUCCUCGAUCACACCAAGGCCCUCGAGGUCCUCAAGGAAUAUGAGGAGCGCGAUGGUCUGGAUAUCGAGUCCUUGCUUGACUCCAAGAAGCAUGGUGGAUUGACUUACAAUGACUUCCUUGUCCUCCCAGGUUACAUUGGCUUCGCUGCCUCCGAAGUCGUUCUCGAUUCUCCUGUCACAAAGCGAAUUUCCCUCAAGACACCCUUUGUUUCCUCUCCUAUGGACACUGUCACAGAACACGAGAUGGCUACACAUAUGGCACUGCAGGGAGGUCUUGGUGUUAUUCACCACAACUGCUCUGCCGAUGCGCAAGCAGAGAUGGUCCAGAAAGUCAAGAGAUUCGAGAACGGCUUCAUCCUCGAUCCAGUCGUUCUCAGCCGUAACACCACUGUUGGAGAGGUCAAGGCCUUGAAGGAGAAGUGGGGUUUCGGUGGAUUCCCAGUCACUGAAAAUGGUAGACUCGGAUCCAAGCUCGUUGGAAUUGUCACGAACAGAGAUAUCCAAUUCGAGGACGAGGACAGCCAGCCUGUAUCAGCCGUUAUGGUAACCGAUCUUGUCACCGCUGCCUCGGGUACCACUCUUCUUGAAGCCAACAAGAUCCUUGCCAAGUCCAAGAAAGGCAAGCUGCCAAUUGUUGAUACUCAAGGAAACCUUGUCUCCAUGAUCUCACGAUCCGAUUUGACCAAGAACCUUCAUUUCCCGUUGGCCUCCAAGCUCCCAGAUUCCAAGCAACUUAUCUGCGCUGCUGCCAUCGGCACCCGACCAGAGGAUAAGAUCCGUCUUCAGAAGCUGGUCGACGCUGGAUUGGAUAUUGUCAUUUUGGACAGCAGUCAAGGAAACAGUAUGUACCAGAUCGAGAUGAUCAAGUACAUCAAGGAGAAGUACCCGGGAUUGGAUGUCAUUGGAGGCAAUGUUGUUACCCGCGAGCAAGCUGCUUCUCUCAUCGCAGCCGGCGUUGAUGGUCUCCGAAUUGGAAUGGGUAGUGGCAGUGCUUGCAUUACGCAAGAAGUCAUGGCUGUUGGUCGUCCUCAAGCCGCUGCUGUCUACAAUGUCAGCUCUUUCGCUGCCAAGUUUGGCGUGCCCUGCAUGGCCGACGGUGGUAUUCAAAACGUAGGUCACAUUGUCAAGGGAUUGGCAUUGGGAGCUACCACUAUUAUGAUGGGUGGUCUUCUUGCCGGAACCACCGAAUCCCCGGGAACUUCCUUCGUCAGCCGCGAAGGUAAGCUUGUCAAGGCUUAUCGUGGCAUGGGCAGUAUCGAUGCUAUGCAAGAUAAGAAGGCUGGUGCUGGUGCCAAGGACAGCCAGAAGAGUAAUGCUGGAACUGCUCGUUACUUCUCUGAGGGUGACAGCGUUCUCGUCGCUCAAGGUGUUUCUGGAGCUGUUGCCCACCGAGGAUCAGUUACCAAGUUCGUUCCUUACCUUGCCGCUGGAUUGAAGCACUCCCUUCAAGAUUGUGGAAGAAAGAGUUUGGCCGAGCUACACGAGAGUGUUGCAAAUGGUACUACCAGAUUUGAGUUGAGAACUGCCAGUGCACAAUUGGAGGGUGGUGUCAACAUGGAGAGUUAUGAGAAGAAGCUUUAUGCAUAGAUGUUCCCUCGCAAGAGAUUUGAUGAUUUGCGGGUCACUAAAAUGGGUUGGUAGGUCUGAUGGGCAGAACGGAGUUGGCUGGUCGGAUUUAAAUUUUACAUAUGGGUAUAUGAAUUGAUGUUCAAACAUUCUAUCUUGUCCCAUAUUCCCGCUGUG